This is a messenger RNA of Heterocephalus glaber (naked mole-rat), 9257 nucleotides long. The record is from RefSeq and is a predicted model, not a curated record. Lineage: Eukaryota; Metazoa; Chordata; Mammalia; Rodentia; Bathyergidae.
GCGCGCUCGAGGGCUCAGAGCGCUCUCACCGGCCUGCGCCCCGGCCUUGCGCCGGGCAUGUGAGCCACCAUGGCCUCGCCGCGCGCCUCGCGGGGCCCGCCACCGCUCCUGCUGCUCCUGCUGCUGCUCCUGCUGCUGCCCGCGGCUCCCGGGACCUGGGGCCAGGUGCCCGCCCCGGCCCGCCGCGCGCCCCUCUCCGGCACGGGGCUCCGUAGGCCCGCGCCCCUCGCUCCCGGCCACGCGAUACGGCGGGAACGCUCCGGCCGGGUCCCCCGAGGCGUGAGCGCCGCUGCUAUAAGGAACAACUGGCCAGAAAGUAAUACUGAGCCCCACAUAGAAAACAUUGCCUUUUAUCAGAAUCCAGAGGACUUUUCAACUGUGGAUUCCAAAGAGGGUACUUUGGUUCAGACCUCCAGAAUGAGCCAUACUUCUUCAGAAGCUCCAGAAAACCUCACUCUCCUGAUUGAAAAAGCAAGUGCUGAAGGAAGGAAAGAGUCUUCAAGUAGAAGAGAUUUCACCAUCUCCCCUGCUGUGCACUCACCUGAGAUUGCAACAGUGCUGACUUCCCAGGACAGUACGUUCUCCUUGGAAAGGCUUCACAUGCGAUCCAGCAGUUCUGAGUCAGAAGGAAAAAUUGCCUGUUCUCACAUGGAGAGCAGAACAUCCCAGGGCUUCCUGGAGAGGGUGAAGGGUGUCCCAGAAGUGGUGACUGGGCAUAUUCAAAUGUCUGGCACUUCAGUUUUGAGCCAGUCCUCUCUUCCUGCUUUGGAGCCAGGAGAACCAACCAUGCUCUCCAUGAAAAGAAAUUCCUCAGGACCACAGCUCUCAUUGUUUCAUUUCUCCAGGACACCAGCUUAUUCUCCUUCUUCAGACCAUUCUUCAUGUGAGUACUCCUCUCCUGGAACUAUAAAGGAACAUAACUCCAGAAUUUUCCAAAGCCCAUCAGUCAGCCAGACCAAGAGUAUGCAUGUUGCCACUACAUUCACUGACGAUGCAAGUGCCCCAAGGGAGCUCCAGUCUUUGCCCGUCAGUCUGGGGCCUAUAAACAAGACAGUGGGUUUUCCUGAGGACUCCAAAAUUGCCGCAACUUCAGCCACGGUCCACUCUUCACCCUCUGUGGUAGAAUUGCGAAGAAACCGUAGCAUAGCCAAGAACCCAGCAGAUGAAGAAUUCAUUCAGCCAUCCACAGAAAGUGAAUUUGAUAUUACAUCUUCACAUAAGCAAAAUGAUUCCCCAACCUUUGGAAGGCAUCAGCUUACUAGUGGCCCAGAAGCAGGAAAUAAAAAUUCCAUGCCUCACACUGAGACUGUGUCUAAGUCAGUCCCCUCUAUCAGAGGUGGAGAGAGCACAGCACACUGGUUCUUGACCAACAGUAAGACAUCUGCAGAUGUGACAGGAAGUUCUGCUUCAUAUGAUGAAGUUCUGACCCAGUUCUCAGACUCUGCACAACAGUCCACAGCAGGCAACUUAGCACUGGAUGAGAGAAGUUACUCAGAGUCUUCCUCACAACGCCUGGAGUCCUCAGCACAACGUGGAGAACAUUCAACCCAGGAAGACAGCGCGGUGCCUGGCCUCUCUUCUGCCACAGAGGAGAGCACUUCCGGGGCGCACCCCCGCGGCGCACACACCUUGGCCACGCUCACCCGAAUCGGGGAACGCACGUUGCGCUCUAUCAGUCUCACCGAUGUGGUGACCUCCGCGGAGGCAGGCCGCUCUGCGAUGGCGACCGGGGAAACUGAGGGCACUGCUCAGCGCAGCAACGUGACAGACGACAUGGGCCUACUCUCACAGUCAACGGCCGCCUUGCCUGCCCUUGGAGUCACUGGAUUUAGCUAUGGUCAAGUGAGUGGCACAGAUACUGAACAAAGGACUUCCAGUGACCACACAGACCACACCUAUGUUUCAUCUGCUUUCACCAAAGGAGAACGGGCAUUACUGUCCAUUACAGAUAAUAGUUCAUCCCUAGACACCAGCGAGAGCUCAACUUCUUAUAUUAAGAUCUCAAAUGCUUCAUAUUCAGACUAUUCUUCCUCUUCUCGUGUUCAGACUAAAAGAAGUAAUGUUUCGUCCUAUGAUGGGGAAUACUCUCAGCCUUCCACUGAGUCAUUAGUUCUGCAUACAUCCAACUUUCCAUCCUACACACCCACCAUUAAAAUACCAAACAUUUUUGUUCCUCUGGGCACUGAUACUGGAUCUGUUGGUGACUCGUCUUCUUCAGAAUCCCCUUUGCCUCUGCCCUCAGUGUCACAAUCCCUCCAGGUCUCAUCAAGUUUACCAUCAACCAGGACCUCCACACAUCAGCUAAAGUCUACCUCUGAAGUGUCCACAACUUCAUCUUCCCCAUCAACACUUUUAUCAGUAUCCUUGAUGGCAUCUACCACACUUUCAGUCUCACAAGCAACCUUACCACAUCCAUCUUCUACCCCAGUCCUAUCCAGAACAAGGGAGACACCUGUGACAUCAGUUCAGAUGUUGACAAUGGCAUCAUCCAUAGCAAUGAGCCACAGUAGUCAAACAGCAGAUCCCCAAAACCAGAGCACUCCACAGCAAGAGAAAAUUGUUACAGAAGCAAAGUCACCAAGCCUGGUGUCUCUGCCCACAGAGUCCACCAAAGCUGUGACAAAAAGCUCUCUUUCACAAGUCCCUUUGCCCUCAGCCUUAACAGAAUCCUCCACUGAGCCCACCCUUACAGCCAUGAGCACCAGCCUAGCCCACAUGUCUCCAACAUUGACAACCACCACUCUUAAGACUUCUCACCUUCCUGUGGUCAGUCCCAGCACAUUGUCAAGCACAGAACCUCUGAUCACUGGCCCUGGAGCUAUACUUACUACAACUGGAAAACAGCUCUUGUCAACCCAUCCUGAAAUUCUAGUGCCACAAAUCUCAACAGAAGGUGACAUCAUCACAAAGAGGAACCAAGUGCAUACAGAUGCUACAACCCAAUUGAUCCCUCUAACCAGCGUACCCACAUCAGCAAAAGAACUGACCACAAGGCUUGAUGUUACAAAAGAGUACAGCCCUGCUUCGCCUUUCCUCAGAACAUCACCUUUUUCCAAAACCACAGAUGUUUCUACUGCUGAAAUGUUGACUCCUAAAUCUCCUACCCCCACUGCCCAGAGUAGCACACAGUCACCAAUGGCAUUGUCACCAGUCAACAGCUGUGCCACAAACCCAUGUCUUCAUGAUGGCAAAUGCAUUGUGGAUCUCACUAGUCGCGGCUAUGUAUGUGUAUGUCCCCCUUCAUGGCAAGGAGACAACUGCAGUGUGGAUGUGAACGAAUGCCUCUUGAACCGCUGCCCACGUCAGGCCAUAUGUAACAAUACUCAGGGAUCUUUUAUCUGCAGAUGCCCAGUAGGGUACCAUUUGGAAAAAGGAAUAUGCAAUUUGGUUAGAACCUUCGUGACAGAGUUUAAAUUAAAGAAACAGUUUCUUAAUACUACCUUGGAAAAACAUCUAGAUGUACAUGAAGUUGGAAAUGAGAUUACCAAAACGUUAAAUGUGUGUUUUUCAACAUUACCUGGUUAUAUCCGAUCCACAGUUCAUGUGUCUAGGGAAUCCAGUGCGUUUGUGACCUCACUGCAAACCAGCUUUUCCCUGGCCUCCAGUGUGACACUGUUUGACCUGAAUGAUGGGAUUCAGAAAUUUGUCAACUCCUGCAGGUCCUCUUCUGAGGUCUGCCAACUCUUGGGAUCUCAAAUUCGGGUCUUUAGAGCGGGCAGCUUGUGCAAGCGGAAGAGUCCCCAGUGUGACAAAGAGACCUCCAUCUGCACUGACCUGGAUGGUGUUGCACUGUGCCAGUGCAAGUCAGGCUACUUUCAGUUCAACAAGAUGGAUCACUCCUGCCGAGCUUGUGAAGAUGGAUAUAGACUAGAAAAUGAAACCUGUAUGAGUUGCCCAUUUGGCCUUGGUGGUCUCAACUGUGGAAAUCCCUAUCAGCUCAUCACUGUGGUCAUCGCAGCAGCAGGAGGCGGGCUUCUCCUUGUCCUGGGCAUUGCACUGAUUGUCACCUGUUGCAGAAAGAAUAAAAAUGACAUAAGCAAACUCAUCUUUAAAAGUGGAGAUUUCCAAAUGUCCCCAUAUGCUGAGUACCCCAAGAACCCUCGCUCCCAAGAGUGGGGCCGAGAAGCUAUUGAAAUGCAAGAGAACGGAAGCACCAAAAACCUCCUGCAGAUGACUGAUGUGUACUACUCGCCCACAAAUGUAAGGAAUCUCGAACUUGAACGAAAUGGACUCUACCCGGCCUACACUGGAUUGCCCGGCUCUCGGCAUUCUUGCAUCUUCCCCGGACAGUAUAACCCAUCUUUCAUCAGUGAUGAGAGCAGGAGAAGAGACUACUUCUGAGUCCAGGCAAGAGAGGGCCCGCUGCCCUGAGCCAGGUCCUUGGCACCUCUGCGGCUCAGAGGACUGCGCCAAAGGGAGCACCGUGCACUGGCCGCUCCCAGCCUUGUCAGAGCCACACAUAAAUGGCAAGAGAAAGACAAGCGUGAGGGCCGUGACCACAGUGGAAGGGGCCAGAUGGAUAUGGAAAUGCAGGCUGCUUGUUUGGCACCUUUCUUGUUGCUGUGAAUGUGUACAUGGGCCAGUACCAAGCGAGUCUCUUGAGUGACUGAUGCAGCACUGGCACGAGAGACGGCUGUGAGCCCCAGCGGACCACUGGGUUUCAUUGCAGGGACCCAGUUUUCCCUGAGUUUGCACUUUAGUCAACUGGGCAUGCAGGUCUCCUUUUGGAUUUGUCUCAAAGCUGUCCCAAAGAGUCACUGAGACACUUCCAGACGCCAGGCUGCAGUUGGUGAUGAACGUGUGGCCAGAUGCUGGCUUUUGUUUCCCUGCCUGGCACCUGCUGCUGAACAACAGUUGGGGAUUGACAUACCACUAGUUUUGAAGUUGAGCAUCCAAUAUUUUAAUGCUUCUAGGUUGCCUUAUGCUACAGUCUCUAAGCCAACCCCCAAAAUGAGGAAUUGACAUUUUUGAGGCAUAGCACCCAACUCUCUUGUCUUUUUUAAGUCAAGGUGACACAUUUUUUUAUAAUGGUUUUUUUCCUUGUACAGUUAAAUCUCACUUUUCUGGGCAAAUGGACUGGGGCAAAACAACUUACAAUUGGUUUUAGAGGCAUCCAGGUGCCCCAUAGUGAGGCCAGACAGGCAGAAUUGGGAGCUGGUCCUAUAGGUGGUGGGACACUUGUUAUCUGUGAGGGCAGCACCUGGGCUCUGGGACUUUACCAUCAAGAAAGCCAGUGGCUGCAAUGGAUAGAAAAAAGGAAAGCUGAGUCUGCCUGGACCUGAGCUAGUGUUUCAUCACUAGAGGAAAACCUGCUGCAGUCCCUGAAGGUGAACAAGGUUAGAGGAAUGGGUCAGAUGGGCAUGGUAGAUUUCUUGUAUCACCAGCACUGUGGGAAGCCAUAGGGAAUUUCUGAGCUAGAAUAGGAGCUAGGAUGAAGCCACAGGUGAGUGUGCUUACCUGCUAAUCUUUGUAUCCAGAAUUUCAUCCACAAAGUCAGUGUAACCUUUCAACCAAAGUUAUUUAUUCAAUGAAGAAAUAACUUAAUAUCUCUUACCCGGUCCUUGGUACCUAUUUGUGACUCUCCAGUGCCCUCCAGAGACACAGACUCCAAGACUGCAUUGGGGGACUAAAGACUGCCCAGCUAGGGGUCUGAGUGCUUGCCUGUGGGAAGGAAAUGCCAAAGCUGUACGUAUUGUGCCUGUGCCGUGGAUCCUGCAAGGGAGGCUUGUCCAGCGCUUGGUGUCUUUUAACUGCUCCCUGUGGAAAUAUGUUCAUUUAUCUUCUUGUAGAACAUCCUGGUGUUGGUUGAAGUGAAGGGAACAUGGAAGUAAAAGAAUUUGUCCCCACCCUGAAGCUGGGAGCUCAGUUGUGCACAUUGGAACACAUUUCUGGAAAUAGCACCACUGCUGGGGACAGUUCUGCCCUGGGCAUGGUAGCCUCUUCAUGGUUCCUAUGAUCUCUUCAUGCAGUCCUUAUCCUAUCAGGGUUAGGUAUGAACUCCUGUGUCCUGCAGUCUCCACGGUGUACCAACACCUGCUAUGGCAGGAGCACUAGUCAGAUGCAGUGAGUUUCAGUAAUUAGAUUGCACUCAUCUCAUGAGACAAGUACAUAAAGCAUUCUGUUACUGUCAGUGGAUGUUAAAAUCUCAGAGUGUCGCCAUUUUGAAUCCUUGGGUCUGCAUCUCUUCUGUGGAACCAACUGGCCCUUUGCACCUUGCAUCUACCUGGAGAGCUCUGAGCUCCACACUCAGCUCACCUGAGCCAGCAGACUUGGCUCCCUUGUGAGACCACCUCCUUCCCAUCCUUUGUGCUGUGUCCCCCAGCUACAGGAAGAGCCACCACGGCAGCUGCUCCUGGACUACACUUCUAACUUCAGCUGACACCACAGCUGGCAAAUCAUCUCCGGUGUCAGGGCCAGAAGCCUUAAGCCCCACAAUAUGAAGCAUCCUGUCCUGUUCCAAACGCAUGCUUGGGAAGAAUCCUAAUGUUCAAAAAAGAGCAUUCUGUGAGUUCCAGAAAUGUUUGUUCACGGGUUUUGUCCAAAUGGAGUGGAUUAGGAAUAGUGUUUCUUUUUCAUUAUGAAAAAAGGAGCCAAGCAAGGUUGAGUGCACAGUAUCUACAGUUUCAAGGAGGAGGGUGAAGGUGAGGGCAGAGAAGGCUUGAGAGGGACAUGACUUACCUGUUGCUCACUGCCUGUCUGGGCAAGGAAGGGAGAGGCUGGGCUCACUCCUGUUGGGGUUUUAUCUCCAGAAGGCCCCACCUGGGCUGAGAGGAAACAGCUGUAGGGUGUCAGCAGCCCAGAGAUAAGCAAACAAGACAUCCACCUGACAUGCGGGACACAGUGGGGGCCCAAGUGCUGUGUCAGCCUCCACACCUGGAGUGUGUGGUUUGCAUGCACAGAAAUACCAUGGUCCUACAGUGGGACCCCUGCCACUGGGGAAAAGUGACACUUAGCAUCCCACAGGCUGCUUCUGGGCCACAGGGAACUUGUGUGUCUGGAGAAUGCUGGGGCAGGAGAGCUGGAGAGGGAGGAGUUGGCUCCUGGGCUUUACACACUGGGUGAGCUUAUUUCCAUUGUCUUUUCCUGUCUACUCCACGAGGCACCCCAGGGUGCUAGGAUCUGUUUCUUUAGAAAGAUAUUCCUAUCAUGAACAGGCUCCACGCCAGGUCCUGGCCUCAUAUCACCCUUGCUAGUUAGUUGUGCAUGCUCAUCUCUUGGAAAUAAAAACUUCCAAAGAGGAUAAAUAAUUGGCCUUGUAUUGUUACUGGGAAUUGAACUCAGGGCCCUGCACUUGCCAGGCAGGUACUGCACUGAGCUACUUCCCCAGCUAUAAUUGGUCUUGUAAAGGGAGGAUUCAGAUCACAGUGUGCAUGACUCAGCCUAUGGCUCUUUCCACUGGCUCUCCCAGCCUCACUUCCUGGCAGAUAGAUACCUUGCCGUGCAGUAUAUUUUAAAUCUCACAGAAGGCAAGGGAGAAUGGACCUACAAUUUAAAUUAUUUUUAAAGAAUUUUAAUAUAUUAAGCAGUAACCAAACUAAUGACAUGAAGUACAAAACAUACUGAAUCCCUUUUGAAAAAUGCCCUUUUGGAUUGAUUUUUGUGUGUAUUUCCUGGAUGCUUGUGGUCCCUGUCAAGAAAAUGGUGGCUGGUAUGUGCUCAGCAAGAAGCAUAUUGGUAUGUGGCUUUGGCUGGAGGAAGUGCAAGGUGCUGACCUGGGUGGGUUCUCCACAAGCAUGGCUAUAAUUACACAUCCAAGGGCUGUCAGCCCUGUUCCCAUAGUGAGGCUGUGGUUCCCACAUACGAGAAUGUAUUUUUGUGAACCAUUAUCAGAGCUGGGAACAUCAUCAGUGAGAUGUCUUCAAUGCUGAGCUUCCUUCUUGGAGGGGAAAGUUAUUUUCAGAAGCAGCUUGCUGAAUGGAUGAUGCAGUCAAGCUGGCUGUUAGUAUUUGAGGUUUAAAAAUAAAGGUGGCUUGAGUUAUGGAAGAGGUAGGUCACUGGGCCCGUGGGAGAAGGUAGCAUCUUUGGGUAGGGGGCUGGAUGGCUAUUCAAGGAUAUGUCCUUGAAGGGCACAGUCUAUUCAGAUGUGAAAGUUUCAGAGCAGGCAUGUUAGAGCCACUCCUUUCAAUGUGGCUUUUGGUGCCUCAUUAAGUCACCUUGUCCGCUGGCAGAGGGCUCAGAUGCCCUGGAACUGUGGAACUUUGCCUGGAGAAAUAGCGCUGUACUGUUGAGUCACCCUUGCUUUGCCUAAUACACCCAAAACUAGGGUUUUGAUUCAUAAUUCUAAAAUAUAUUUGGAUUUUGAAAUUAGAGCACCUCUUUGGAAAGAGGAAGAGUGCAGAGUUCCGUAUUUUAUAUUUUAUUUAAAACUGCCCUUAAUAUACGAGAUACUUUUCCUAUCUGAAAGCUUUUGUAGGGGUAGGAAUGGACAUUUUCUUUCCUUCUUUUACAACAUGUCAUUCUAAGGGUUCUUAUGUACAUUUUUAGAAACAAAAAUGUUUUUGUAGAAUUUGCUUUUGGGUAUUUUUUUUUCCCAUAUCUCCAAAGAAGAAAACUGGUUAAAAUGGCAGGCACAUUACUGUAUUAAAUGCCAAUUAAUUGGUUGAUCUAAAGUAAUCUCAGUGUGUUAUACUCCUUCCAAUCUAUGUAAACUAGCUCACAGAAAAGCCCGUAAAACCAAAGGGGAUCCUUUAGGUCUAAAAAGAGACAGAUUCUAGAGUGGAUCUGUCCCGUGAGCAUUUUCAAAGGACAUUUCAAAGAAGUCCCUUAUAGAUUCUAGGGUUGUAAUUUUUUAUGGUGUUUAGUGUCCAUCAGUGCAGACUUCUUAGAAAGGACGCUACAGGGCAGAGAUGUGAUGGGGUCAGUUGUCUGGGAAACUGAUCUAACACACUUGCCUUUCUGUAUCACCCAAGCUUGUUCCAGAAGGAAAGUGAUUGUCUCAUCAUGAGGUGCUGUGGGUUUUGUUAAUGUCUGCAUUGCUGGAUUUAUGGUUAAAUGUAACAUGUAGCUGGAAUGUGAAUUUUCUUAAUUUUCACAUUGUCCUGAAUUGCUCUUUGUAAACCUUAGCCCUUGGUGGAUUUGUUAAACCCAUUAUGAGAAUGUUAUUUAAAGUUGUAUUAUAAUUCCAGCCUCCACUAAUUAUUCAAUACUGUAGCAGCAAAGUAUUAUUUGUAAGAAUUUGGUUAUUUUUAUACUUACAGUCACUCUCAAUCUGGCGUUCUAGUCAGUAAAAUAUUGCAAUAAAAUUAAUAUCCUUUUCA